AUGCAAACACAAGUACAUGAGGGGUUGUGUGAAAAUUAUUUUGCUGAAGUACAAAGACGUAGAAUCAAAUUGCUUCUUUUGGACAUACUGGCUUUUCUUCUUCUCUGUCUUGUGGAUAUUAUGGCUAAUAACACAACAACUUUAGAAAUUUCAUGGCCAGAAAAAUUUUGGGAGAAUCUGAUAACCGCCUUCACAGUCUCCAUGGCAAUCGGGCUGGUCAUCGGCGGGCUCCUCUGGGCGCUGCUGGUGUGUCUGGCUCGAAGAAGAGCCAGUGCGCCCAUCUCGCAGUGGAGCUCCAGCCGCCGGUCGCGGGCCGCCCACGGCCACGGGCUCAGGACUGGAUUUUACCGCCAAAGCGGCUGUGAGCGGCGCAGCAACCUCAGCCUGGCCAGCCUCACCUUUCAACGCCAAGCUUCCAUGGAACUGGCCAACUCCUUCCCAAGAAAGCCAAGUUUCAGGGGUUCCACUUUCCACCCGUUUCUGCAGUGUCCCCCGCUCCACGUGGAAACGGACAGUCAGCUGGUGACCCUGCCAGCGCCCAGCUCCUCCGCGCCCGCGGGCACUGCCCAAGGCCCGGCCUGGCCGGACCUCCCGUGGGCCAGCCUGGCCCAGCCAGCCCCGCCGGCCUACGAGUCCAUCAUCAAGGCCUUUCCAGACUCCUGAGCUCUGCUUUGGUGUUUUCUCUUUUUGUCUUUCAAUGAAAGGAAAUCAUGAAUAGACUAAGCAGCAUUUAGAAGGCAUGGCCCACAUGACAAUGAGUUUCUCAGUUGAAUUCUCUCAAAAGCUGGGCUUUUACAAUAUAAGAUGUAUUUUCUUUAAACACGUUUCUCUCCAUAUGCCUCACAAAAAGGGAAUUUUCUAAAAUUGUUACAUAUUUAUACAUUUUGUGUUCAAGGUUAGGCUUAUUAAAGAUAGUGAUUCUAAUCUAGGAGUUAGCUAUGAUGCAGUGCAUGUGUUUUAGAUAAAAACUUGAGAUAUUUGUGCUUUACACCCUUCAUUUUUCAAUGUGACUGUAAAGAGAAAAAAGUCAAAAUCUAAGGUAUUGUAAUUUUACUUUCUUCUGCAUGAGAGUUGAAUCAUAUGGCUUCAUAUGGCCACAAAAUGCAAAAACACAGGAGUCCCUAAAGUUCCUCGAGUUCACUCAUCUAUGAGAAGUUAUGAAUCAAGGAAGCUGAACUCUGUUAAUGUGGUAGGGUGCUUUGAUAGGUUUUUUAGUUUGGUUUUUCAGAUAGACUCCUUUUAGUUUUUUCCCCCAAAAUAAUUAUGGACAUCACUGAAGUAAAAUCUGUGGGUUUUAACAGGAAGAUUUAAUUUUUCCUCAUUAUUGUAGUGAUGUCAUUACAAAAACAACAUCACAUCCACUUCAUUUGACCUGAAAACAAAGUUUGGUUUAACAUCAAGCUCAUAGUUCUCUUAAGGGGCCAAUUUGCUUUCUUAGAUUUAGAGCUAGCAACAGGAAAAGUCCUGGAUCUAGGGAUCUUGUCAUGUAACUUUCCAGACAAAUAAAGAUGGGUCACUGGAGAGAAAGCCUGUCAUAGACAUCCAUGUUAAACGAUGGGGAAUCCUCCUGGACUACCAGGCUCCAUCCCUUGCGUGCUCUCUCUGAAUUUCAAUCUCAUCUUCUCUGAAGUCUGUCCAGUGAUUAAAUCAUGUCAUGUGGUCAUUGUGCAGAUAGGUAUUUAAGGAGUUCACAGGUAUGCACCAGAUGUCAGUGGCUGCCCUUUGUAUUUAAGGACAGGAGUUCACUGGAGUAUUAUUCAAAAUUCCUGUGGUUCAUUUCUUGAUAUACCAAAUAUUUAGUUUGUUUGUUUGUAUACUUCUCAGAAUGUUGGGAUUUCCCAGUGAAAAAAACUUACUCUCAUUUUAGGUUCUGUGGCUCAGUGAUCCCAGCUAAUGGUGUCUGAACAGUGCUCAAGAAUAUAAAAUUUUUGAUCAAGAUGCAAUAUGUAUAUGUGCCAAUUCUCUAUGAUGAAUGUAUUUAUUAUGUAUUACAAACAUAUAUUAAUAAAACAAAAAUUUUUACAUAAGGUGAUUCUAUAUAGCAUUUUCAUUAUUAAUGUCAUAUAUCUUACACUAUCCAUUGUUCUUCAAGAGAAAUUAUUCUGUAUUAUACCCAUUAAAAGUUCUCUAAGUACAUGAGAAAGGAAGGAAAGAAAGAAGGAAGAAAGCAAAAAGAAAAGCUAACAAGACAAUCAAUCUGAUGUAGGUUGGUUUUUAAAUAAGGAAAUAUAGAAAUUGUAACAUAGCCAAGUAAGAUUUCAGGAGAGCUUUAACUUAAUAACAAGGCUAUUUUUAACUUGCAUGUCAUUCUUAAUGUUUAACAAGAAAUAAGCAAAUUAUAUUUUUUUCUAGAAUUUGUAAUGAUGGGUAAAAACUGCUUCAAAAUGAGGGAAAUGAGAGCAGAAACUCUCUAGUGUGUUAAAUUAUCUGGCAAAAUUGUUGCCUGCUGCCUAACACUAGUUGCAAAACAAUCAAAAUGAGUAUCUUAUAAAUAUUGUGCAGUUUAUGAAAUGUGAAAUUAGAGCAAAAACUUUAGUUGUAUUUGUUUUAUUUGCAAUGCUUUAUUAUUAAAUUUAAAUUAAUGUCAAUUUUGAUUCCAUUUAUUAAGUAAUAAAAACACCUCUAAAAAGCAAAAAGAAAAACUGUAAAACUAAUAUAUGAGUAAAAAAACAAUUCAGAUGAAGAAACAUUGUACUAUGGAGUUUUGAACUUAUUAAAAUUCAUUGGAAAUAAAAGUCUGCUAAACCA
Molecule: messenger RNA, 2748 nt
Organism: Heterocephalus glaber (naked mole-rat)
Lineage: Eukaryota; Metazoa; Chordata; Mammalia; Rodentia; Bathyergidae
Gene: Myct1
Product: MYC target 1
Cellular component (GO): nucleoplasm
Source: RefSeq, a predicted model, not a curated record